AUGCUCACCAUCUAUGUUUGCUUUUUGUCCUGGGAGCGUUACUUCAAAUUCUGGGUGCAAACUACAAUUGAGCGCACUGAUGUCCACAUUUCGGAAAUUCCCUUUCCGGCCAUCACCAUUUGCCCUACACAUUUGACAUUGAGCAGCUUGAAUAAUACAAAUACUAAGCAGCGAGAAUUGAGUCGUAUGAACCGUCUCUAUAACCUGAUCCAGAGCAUUCAAUUAAAACCCGUGCUUAGUGAAGAAGAAGUCGCCACGAAUUUUACGGAAUUUGAGGAUUACUACAACCAAUCCAUUUCUGAAUUUGGCAGCGCCCUUUUCCGUGGCUACCAGUGCAAGGAUUUGUUCAACAAGUGCAUGUGGCGACGUCGGGAGAUCGAUUGCUGCACCAUCUUUAAAACCUUUGGCUAUGGUGUGAGUUGUUACAUAUUCAAUUCAAUAUAUGGCAAAAAUGCGGAUCUUACAUAUCCUUGGUCAGUGGCCGGUUCGGGUGUCAAUAGCGGCCUCAAUGUCAAGAUGAAUCGCAACGUGGGCGUGCAUCACCUGGAGAGCGUUUUAGUUAUGGUGCAUGAGCCAUCGCAGUAUCUGGGUACCAAUCUCAUCUACACCAAAGAUGACCGCAUUGCGAUUCCUCUGCAACCUCAACGCUUUACAGCCGAUGACGCUGUUAGGGCUCGACCCAUGGAAAUGCGUUAUUGCUACUUCAUAGAGGAAAUGGAAAUGAAACAUCGAUUGCGUUCCGAGUGUGUAAAUAGCUGUCAUAUCAAGUUCAUGACUGAUAAGUGUAAGUGUUACAUUAAUACGAUCAUGGCACUCAAAGACAAAGACAAUAAUGCUAACCAGGAAACUUCACUUCGCCCUUGCGCUGUAAAGGAUUUGUCAUGUUUUAUCAAGUACAAAAUAUCGUUCUUUUCCAUGAGCAACACCAUCGAAGAGUCUAGAGAUUUUGUAUUCAAUACUACAGACUGCAAGUGUUAUCCCAACUGCAAUCACAUAAAGUAUCAUGCAUCCAUUUAUACGGAUCGUAUGGGUAACGCCAAGAACGAUGAUCUUAUAGAGGUUGAUGUUUACUUUCAAGAGGAGACCCUUAUCUCCUAUCGCUCCACGCUGCAAAUAGUUCUGCUCGAUUUGAUUGUUUCAUUUGGUGGUAUUGCUGGCUUGAUUUUAGGCUACUCCCUAUUGGGAUGUAUCAAUACCAUGUUGGAUCGCAUUGCCUUCUGCGCCAAGUCGCGAUCACGUUCAGCCGAUCCAACAGCUGCGUCUCACGCUUCCUCACGUUUACCUGAAACGGAUUUAAACAAUAUAUUUAUAUGA
This is a messenger RNA of Drosophila sulfurigaster albostrigata, 1314 nucleotides long. Its product is annotated as sodium channel protein Nach-like. The transcript has 4 exons. Lineage: Eukaryota; Metazoa; Arthropoda; Insecta; Diptera; Drosophilidae. Gene Ontology annotation, biological process: sodium ion transmembrane transport. Gene Ontology annotation, molecular function: ligand-gated sodium channel activity. Gene Ontology annotation, cellular component: membrane. The coding region runs from base 1 to 1314 and encodes 437 amino acids. The record is from RefSeq and is a predicted model, not a curated record.